Messenger RNA from Wallemia mellicola CBS 633.66, 1082 nucleotides. RefSeq names its product GPN-loop GTPase 3. NCBI's taxonomy places the organism in Eukaryota, Fungi, Basidiomycota, Wallemiomycetes, Wallemiales, Wallemiaceae. Bases 21 to 857 code for a protein of 278 amino acids. Gene Ontology annotation, molecular function: GTPase activity. The transcript has 3 exons. The record is from RefSeq and is a predicted model, not a curated record.
CUCAGCUCAAGUGUGUGAGAAUGGGUAAAUACGCUUUAUUAGUCUCUGGUCCUGCAGGUGCAGGUAAAUCUACGUUAUGUUCAACUUUAAUACAGCACGCUAGCGCGAAGAAUAGGAAUAUACAUUUAUUCAAUUUAGAUCCUGCUGCUGAGAACUUUGAUAUUGAACCUGAAAUUGACGUUAGAGACCUCAUAAGUUUGGAGGAUGUCAUGGAUGAACUCAAUUUGGGUCCAAAUGGUGGAUUAAUCUAUUGCUUUGAAUAUCUAAUGAAUAACUUAGAUUGGUUGGAAGAGCAAUUAGGUGAAUACGAGGAUGAUUACCUCAUCAUCGAUUGUCCAGGCCAAAUUGAGCUAUACACUCACUUUCCAUUGAUGCAAAUUUUGAUAGAAAAUUUAACGAAAUUGAAUAUAAAGGUUGCUGCUGCUUAUUUAUUAGAGUCGCAAUUUAUGGAUGAUAUAUCAAAAUACUUCGCUGGUGUCUUAUCUGCUACAUCUGCAAUGAUUAACUUGGAAGUUCCUCACAUAAAUGUUAUGACAAAAAUGGACCUCAUUGGUGACGAUAAUGUAGUCACUAGAGGUAGAAAGAAGAAAGACCUUGAAAGGUUCUUAGAACCUGAUCCAGACCUCAUUGAUCAGAUAAAUACAACAACAAAUGAAAAAUUUCAUAGAUUAAACAAAUCAAUAGUAGACUUAAUAGCUGAUCAUAAUCUAAUUCAAUUUAUACCUUUAGAUAUUACAAAUGAGGAUACGGUAGAAAAUUUAUUGUCACAUAUAGAUAAUUCAAUACAAUAUGGUGAAGAUGAGGAGCCAAAUGAGCCAGCGGACCUUGAUGAUGGAGAUUUCGAUGAGGAGUUUUAAUUUCCGCCACCAGAAACACCUCUAAACCUCUUUUUUGCAUCCAACUGUUUUCAUUAACAUAAAUUAUUCAUUGUUUUACUAUAAUACUCAACUAGAUCGUGUUUGCAUUCCAUAUAUGCCAGUCUGAGCUGUUGACACUCCUCUGGUACUUGACCUUCUCUUAAACACUCUUGUGCAGUCUUUCCUGAAGCUAAGCAUUCAGAUUUACUCAGACAAUCGGCUAAC